Penicillium odoratum is the source of this 387-nucleotide messenger RNA. RefSeq lists its product as uncharacterized. The transcript has 3 exons. The coding region runs from base 1 to 387 and encodes 128 amino acids. The record is from RefSeq and is a predicted model, not a curated record. Lineage: Eukaryota; Fungi; Ascomycota; Eurotiomycetes; Eurotiales; Aspergillaceae.
AUGCUGACUACCCAGGAUCACCUUGUCGAUGGCAUAGUGGCUCAUGAACAGCUGCCGCGUUACUUUGGGAAGUCGGGCCCUACUGAUGCCGAUCCGCGAAAGACCAAGAAAGAUGGAGGCGGUAAAGCUAAUUGGGGCCGCUCGGGUGAUGAAUCACAGGAUUGUGGAUAUACCUUCACCAAUAAUCGCCGUCGUUCCAAUAGCAGCACUCAGGGCCUUACAGAUUUCACGACAAAAUUCGAGAUCGCUGAGCCUGAACCCGUCUUCGAAGAGCAGCUCCACGAUACACCUGAUGUGAAUGUGGCGAAGGAAAUUGCGGUGACCAAAGUAGACUCUACCAGCAGCAGCAACGAGAGUGAAACGGACCAGGGAAGCAUCAAGUAUUAA